GAGAGCUGGGUGUUGAGGAAGAGGGCAGUAGGCAAGAGAGAGUUAGAGAGAGUGAGAGUGGAGUCGUUUUGCUGUGGCUCCUCAGUAAACCCAAGUUAGAGACAGACAGGGCAUUGUAUUGACAGCAGCAUGAUCCUUAUCACAUUUGGACUCUAUCUUCCACUAUUGUUUUGUUAUGUCUUGUCUCAGUCCUCUUUCCUGGACAAUAUUCUCUCAUUCCCAGCAGCUCUCCAACAACAACCUGCCCUGGACCAGCAGAGGACAUUCAACCCCUGCUGUUUACUGAGUCCACCCCCGCCCCCCCUGUUCCCCCCUCCUCCCUCACUGUGGCACCGCAGUGGUCAUAAUGAGGAGUCCAGUAAGGGGGGUAAUCACAGAGAAGAUCCAGAUACAGGGACGGAGCUGAAAGGUCCCAGCUGUGUCCCAGGCCCCCCUGGCCCCAACGGACCCCCCGGUCCUCAGGGUCCAGCUGGGCUACCAGGUCUGAAGGGACCAAAAGGUGAAAAGGGAGAACUGGGACGACCUGGACAAAAGGGUCGGACUGGGCCUCCAGGUCUCCCGGGGCGCCAGGGACCAGCCGGGUGGCCAGGACCAAAUGGGCCCAAGGGGGAGAAGGGAGAUGGUGGAUUGAUGGGAAUACCUGGAGCAAGAGGACCUCUUGGACCUAAGGGUUUACCUGGAUACAAAGGAGAAAAGGGUUCCCGUGGUGACCGCAGUGAGAGCGGGAUGAAGGGAGACAAGGGCACAAUGGGCUUUCCUGGAAUGCUUGGACAGAAAGGUGAAAUGGGUCCAAAGGGAGAACCUGGAAUCUCAGGCAAUAGAGGACCGACGGGCAGACCAGGGAAGAGGGGCAAACAGGGAGGGAAGGGUGACAAUGGGAUUAUCGGCCCUCUAGGUCCAGCAGGUCCUCAGGGGCCCCCAGGCCACCCUGGUCCCCCAGGUCUCCCAGCCUCAGGACUCUACGUGAUUGGAACGAAAGGUGAGAGGGGGCUACCAGGUCUUCCUGGACCUUGCAGCUGUAACUCCAUUAGUGUCAAGAGUCCACAGUUUGAUGAACAUAGUUCCAGGAGCGACUACGCCAAAGUGCCAGCGAUAUUUGUGGUAAACAAUCAAGAAGAACUAGAUCGUCUUCAUACGGACAAUGCCCUAGCCUUCCGGAAAGAUCAGAGAUCGCUUUACUUCAAAGACACCAACGGAUGGCUGCCCAUUCAGACUUCUUUCUUCCAGCUGACGCCGUUCCAGUCUACGGAGAAUGCUCCGGAACAGGAGGGUUACUGUGGCGACGGGAUCGUUCAGAUUCCCAACGGGGAGGAAUGUGACGACGGGAAUAGGAUUGUCACCGACGGCUGCGUCAAGUGUAAACAUGCUUACUGUGGAGAUGGUUAUCGCUACGACGGUGCUGAGGAAUGUGAUGGAAAGGACUUUGGCUAUCAGACAUGCAACUCAUAUCUCCCAGGGUCUUAUGGUCGUCUCAGAUGCACUCCUUACUGUGUCAUUGACUCUACAAACUGCAAGUAUUUCACAUGAGGAGCAACCUGGACACAGCAGUGGGAUCCUUCUUGUCUUGUUUGCUUUGGUACUAACCAGGAUGACGGUAAUGCAAAAAAAAAGAUCAACAACAACACUGCAAACAAGAGACUCAAAAAGGAAGUGUUGACAAACUGGACUAAACCUGACAAAAUAACUAAAACUACACCCACUAACUCUGUUGUAUCGCUGCUGAAGCCAUGUAGCUACCGAGGAGGGGGGCCGGGGCCAGUAAAACGCUCCCUCAUCCAUUAGCACUGGACAAUUUCACUUUGUCUUAAAUAAAACUCAACCCAAGACUGAAGAGGUUCUGCCCACCUGAUAGGACCAGCCGCUGAACGAGAGGCGGUCAAGUGAGAGACAGCCAGAAAGUGAGAGACAGCCAAUGGGAAAGCUCUGAGUAAGUGAGAGACUCGUGGGUGGAGCCGGAAGCCAUAUUUACCUCGACGUAGCACUGUUAAAGAGAACCAGGUCUGAACAAUCAGAAGCAGGGUGCUGUGUAUUUUACUGCAACGUCAAUGACGUCAUGUACUGUAACAUUUGCAUGAGGCUGAGAUUGCUGUGAGACCAUGGCUACAGAUGUCACUACCUAGGCAUUUAACCAAUCACAAUACUUACUAUCGUUGUCAUGAGCUUCGUACUGUGUAUAUAUAGUAGGUAUACGUCUCCAAUUGUACGUAGGGAGUAUAUUGUAUGUCAUCAUUUUACUAAUCAGGACAGGAGGGGCAUGUUAUAAUGAUACAGUAUUCAGGAGGAUUCUGAGAGCCUUGGUCAGUCUGUACUAAAGAGGCAGAUCUUAACCCUUGGUCAGUCUGUACUGAAGAGGCAGAUCUUAACCCUUGGUCAGUCUGUACUGAAGAGGCAGAUCUUAAGCCUUGGUCAGUCUGUUCUGAAGAGGCAGAUCUUAAGUCUUGGUCAGUCUGUACUGAAGAGGAAGAUCUAAAGCCUUGGUCAGUCUGUACUGAAGAGGCAGAUCUUAACCCUUGGUCAGUCUGUACUGAAGAGGCAGAUCUUAAGUCUUGGUCAGUCUGUACUGAAGAGGAAGAUCUAAAGCCUUGGUCAGUCUGUACUGAAGAGGCAGAUCUUAACCCUUGAUCAGUCUGUACUGAAGAGGCAGAUCUUAAGUCUUGGUCAGUCUGUACUGAAGAGGCAGAUCUAAAGCCUUGGUCAGUCUGUACUGAAGUGGCAGAUCUUAACCCUUGGUCAGUCUGUACUGAAGAGGCAGAUCUUAACCCUUGGUCAGUCUGUACUGAAGAGGCAGAUCUAAAGCCUUGGUCAGUCUGUACUGAAGAGGCAGAUCUUAAGCCUUGGUCAGUCUGUACUGAAGAGGCAGAUCUAAAGCCUUGGUCAGUCUGUACUGAAGAGGCAGAUCUUAAGCCUUGGUCAGUCUGUACUGAAGAGGCAGAUCUUAACCCUUGGUCAGUCUGUACUGAAGAGGCAGAUCUAAAGCCUUGGUCAGUCUGUACUGAAGAGGCAGAUCUAAAGCCUUGGUCAGUCUGUACUGAAGAGGCAGAUCUUAAGCCUUGGUCAGUCUGUUCUGAAGAGGCAGAUCUAAUGCCUUGGUCAGUCUGUACUGAAGAGGCAGAUCUAAAGCCUUUGUCAGAUCCUCUUCAGAAGAACAGUAAAGCUAUGUACUGUACAGUAGUAGCAUUAAGCCAAGAUGGCCUCCUGUGGAAAUAGCAGCCAAGCUGAUAGACCGGGAACCCUCACCUUCUGGUAGAACUGAAUAUCGGGGUCUUGUCCCAAAUGACACCAUAUUCCCUAUGUAGUGCACUUCUUUGGACUGGAGUCCUAUGGGCCCUGGUUAAAACUAGUGCACUAUAUAGGGGAUAGUGUGCCAUUUGGACAGCCAGGCUCGUGCGCUCUAUUAGCUUUUGAUGGCACUGUACUGUAGUUGAAGAGGGCCGUUCAGAAUCUGGACAUUGUGGUCAAGGUCAGCUUUGCUUUAGUUUAGAUUGACAUUUCCACGAUUUAACUCAGGAACCACUAACAUAAUGUAGCUUGCGGUUUUCAGAGAAACCCUCCCUCAUAUCCACUGUAGAACACAGAUGAGACCACCGAGUCUGUGCUGCACACUGACUGUUACACUAUCCCUCUCCUCACUCAGAAGUGCUUACUGUACACGUUGAUGACUCAUGCCAUCAGUCCUCCAGGUAAAGAGGAGGACCUCAGUGAACUACUGUCUGCAGGGAGAUAUGACACGUGAAGGCUGGCAAACUGUUAUUAUUACUGCUACUACUACAUGUUCUUAAAUCAUUUCCUCAUUGCGGAACAGGAAGCGUUUUUAGCUGCUAUUUGGUAGGAAGUGAAUUCCGAUAGUUAGGGUGGGAAACCUUAUGACAGUCUACGGUGCAUCAGUUAGAAAGCUCUGGACAUCUUUCUGUCUCGUAUUUAUAGCAGUACUCCUCUUGAUACCUCCAGCCUGCCUGCUUAAAUAACUGGAGCAGAACUACUGCACCACUCAGUGGAGAACUGAACACUAUAGUUGUAGUCUGCAUUACUUCCUGUAUUCCCUUAGUAGUUUAAGAGAACGUUUCAGGAUAAGCUGUUCUUUACCACACGCUAUAGGUCGCCGUGCCAACGGAGGCCGACCUUUAACCUCACCCACACUUAGGAAAAUAUUGUUGCUCAUGUAAAAGUGGAUGUAUGAAAAUAUGUAAUUUCAAGACUGUUCUAAAUGUUAUAUCUGCAUGUUAGUGGUACUGUAACUUACAAGUUUAAAAUGCAACCAAUUUGCCAAAGGAGGCUGUGAAUGAAGCCUACAUGCUGUAAGUAAAUAUUAGUCAACUCUCGACAAGGUAUAUGCUUUUAAAGAAAUAUUGAUGGUUCUUGUUAAUGUAACUGUAUAACUGUAAUGACUGAAUAUUACAUCAACUUUUAUAUGACAGGUAUAACUGUAUUAUCCAUUGCACCGUGUAUAAACACAUUAAAUAUCCAUUUGUUUAGCUAAUAUGAGUGUACUGUAUGCUGUAGGUACACUGGUAGCAUGUGGUAACAUUACACAAUGCUUGGUGGUGGUGAAUGCGCUCGCAUAUCAGGAUUUCAGAACUCCUCUGAUUUCAUAAUUAAGACAUGUUUGACACAGACGUGCAUUAUUGAGAACAAAAUAAAGAUGAGAAAAUGGAA
Salmo salar (Atlantic salmon) is the source of this 4653-nucleotide messenger RNA. Lineage: Eukaryota; Metazoa; Chordata; Actinopteri; Salmoniformes; Salmonidae. The record is from RefSeq and is a predicted model, not a curated record.